Drosophila biarmipes is the source of this 883-nucleotide messenger RNA. It is a transcript of the gene Blos4, whose product is annotated as biogenesis of lysosome-related organelles complex 1 subunit 4. The transcript has 2 exons. Bases 81 to 602 code for a protein of 173 amino acids. The record is from RefSeq and is a predicted model, not a curated record. Gene Ontology annotation, cellular component: BLOC-1 complex. Lineage: Eukaryota; Metazoa; Arthropoda; Insecta; Diptera; Drosophilidae.
CCCUUUAGUGUGCACACACUGUUUGGGGCGAAAGCAUUUGUUGAUUUUGUUUACAAAUAUUAAUAAAAACAAGUUGUAAAAUGCAAGCUGAUAUUAAUAAUGUCUCCCGGGACUAUGCCCGGAUUCUGCAGAGCGCUGACCUGGAGAAGGAGAUAAACCCACUGUGCACGAAUAUAGAUGAUAUGAUGACCAGAUUGGAUGAGUUUGAAACUUUGCUGGCUUCGGUGCGCGCCGAGUCCAAUGGCAUGAUGGCCAACAAUGUGUGCAGUAUCCUGGGAUUUGGCGAAAGUUUCGAGCAGUUAAAAACCAGGAUCGAUGGUCUGGAGCACUUUGUGGGCGCUGUGAGUGCAAAUCUGUCAGAGGUCGAGCGAAACGUGGAUAUAGCUGAGGAGGAGCUCCAUGUCACGGACUACAGCCUCAAAGGCCUGCUCCUGAAACCCCUGAAAGCCAAGCUGAGUGCCAGCGAUCCCGCAACAUUCAGCUCUCUGCCGCGGUCCAACCUCAUCGAGGAGGAAUACCAACCUGUGGAGAUCUACAGAUCCGAUGAUUACUUUGGAAAAUCCCAGGAAGAAGGUGUAGAGGAGCAGGAACUUACUAGCUAGAUGGUUCAGGGUUUAGUAAGUAAUUUGUCAAGAAUAUAGUUGGUUAAUAUUUUUAAAUUGUAAUGUCAUGAUGUGCAACAGAAAAGUUUAGGCUCUGCCUGUAGAAAGUCCAAAUAUAUCUUUGUAAACUUGGCUAGGAAUAUUAUUUUUAUUUGAUUUUAUUUCCACUUAAUGCCAUCAAAACAUUACGUAUGCCUAGUUAUAUUUGGUUUGCAAUUAUAUUUAAUGUAUUUGCUAUAAUUACAAGUUACAGAAAGCAUGGAAAAAACCGAACCAAGCUA